Molecule: messenger RNA, 723 nt
Organism: Sclerotinia borealis F-4128
Lineage: Eukaryota; Fungi; Ascomycota; Leotiomycetes; Helotiales; Sclerotiniaceae
Source: the annotation of a GenBank genome assembly
AUGGCGACAGACAACUACGAAGCUGCAAUUACUCUGAUUGACGAAGCUCAUGCUUUAGAUCCAAAUAUUAGCAUAAUAAAUGGCGAAAGUAAACCCUACGAGCUUCACUACGCACAAAAGAUGACACACUAUCUCUCUCUCCGCGCUCCCAAUGCUUCUCCUAUCCUCAAAGUUGCCAUUCGAGCACAACAUUUUCGACGCUGGGAGGUUCCACGAUCUUCUUAUCCGAUGACCAAACCUGGCUAUCUGAAUUGGAGAUCCUUUCUCAAGAAACGGCAGGGUGAUCUCGCAUCUGCGAUAUGCAUUGGUUGCAAUUUUACAAGUGAGGAGGCGGAAGAGGUGGCUAGACUGAUCAGGAAAGAGGAUCUGAAGAAGAAUGAGGAAACACAAAUCUUGGAGGAUGUUGCUUGUCUGGUAUUUUUGGAUGACCAAUUCGAGGCCUUUGAGAAGGGCCAUGAUGAAGAGAAGAUCAUUUCGAUUCUGAGAAAGACUUGGGGGAAAAUGAGCGAGGAAGGACAUUGUUUGGCCUUGCAAAUACCAAUGAGCGAUACAAUAUAUUUGGUGACUGGCAUAUGGAAGGCUCACAAUCAACUCGGUUCGAAAGCUGGAGUUGAGCUUCUACAAGCAAUUGCUAAGACUUAUGCAGCUGAAAUUGCUGCUCUUGAGAUGAUGUUGAGGAGACUGCUAUCAUUGACGUUGAGAUUGUGUUAUCACAGUAGCUGA